ACUUGUUGUCCUUUGCACUUCUCUCCUCCUGUAUACGUCACACACAGGCCACCGCGCAGAUUAUGGGGGAUUGACAUUGAAGGCAGCGGAUUAGUGGUGCUGUCACAUAGCCCACACGAGCAUCAUAACAAAGGCAAAGUUAAAAGCGCCGUUGCAAGAACAGUCAUGAGUCAGUUUCGGGCAUUGCUGGGUGUCUUGAGGGCGAGCGGGGGAGGUCCUUUGUGGCGAGGCGGUGGCGUAACCCUGACCAGGUGUCGGCCUCACCCCAGGAGAGAGUGCUCCUCUGAGGCGACACCAUCUCAAACGGUCAUCAGUAGCUCCAGCUAUGUUGAGGACAUGUACUUCGCCUGGCUUGAGGAUCAUAAGACUGUCCAUGAGUCGUGGGACACCUUCUUCCGGAACAUCCAUAGCUCCAGUACACCUGGCGAGGAGGCUGAGAGACGACCCUCCGCCCUCCUCCAGGGCCGAGUCGCGCCCCAUUCGCCAGACAUGACACAGAAAGUGGUGGAGGACCACCUGGCUGUGCACACGCUCAUCAGAGCCUACCAGAUCCGCGGUCAUCACGUGGCCCAGUUGGACCCUCUGGGCAUCUUAGUUGCUGACCUGGACUCAUUUGUUCCCUCUGACCUCAUCACCUCAAUUGAUAAAUUAGCUUUCUACGGUCUGCAUGAGUCCGACUUGGACCGGAGCUUCCGCCUGCCUCACACCACCUUCAUCGGCGGAGGAGAGACUACUCUUCCUCUUAGGGAGGUCAUACAACGACUUGAGGCAUCUUACUGCGGUCACGUCGGGGUGGAAUUCAUGUUCAUCAACAACGUGGCGCAAUGCCAGUGGAUCCGUCAGAAGUUCGAGACACCCGGAAUCAUGCGCUUCACCAGUGCCGAGAAGAGAACGCUGCUGGCUCGUCUGAUCAGAUCAACGCGGUUUGAGGACUUCUUGGCCAGGAAAUGGUCAUCAGAAAAACGCUUUGGACUGGAAGGCUGCGAAGUCCUCAUCCCGGCUCUGAAGACCAUCAUUGACAGCUCCAGCGCUGCCGGCAUCGAUAGCGUGAUCAUGGGGAUGCCGCAUCGGGGUCGACUUAACGUCUUGGCCAAUGUGAUCCACAAGGACUUGAACCAGAUCUUCUGUCAGUUCGACCCCAAAUUAGAGGCUGCGGACGAAGGUUCCGGUGAUGUCAAAUACCACCUCGGGAUGUACCACGAGAGAAUAAACCGGGAGACGGACAAGAACAUCACGCUGUCCCUCAUGGCCAACCCCUCCCACUUGGAGGCGGUGGAUCCAGUCGUCCAGGGCAAGGCCAAAGCCGAGCAGUUCUACAGGGGGGACAUGUUUGGCAAAAAGGUGAUGUCCAUCUUGAUGCACGGAGACGCUGCUUUCGCCGGCCAAGGUGUCGUAUAUGAAACGUUCCACCUCAGUGAACUCCCCUCCUAUACCACCUAUGGUACCAUCCAUGUGGUGGUCAACAAUCAGAUCGGCUUCACGACGGACCCCCGGAUGGCCCGCUCCUCCCCUUACCCCACCGACGUGGCUCGAGUGGUCAACGCUCCCAUCUUCCAUGUCAACGCUGACAACCCCGAGGCGGUCAUGUACGUGUGCCGCGUGGCUGCCGAAUGGAGGAACGCCUUCAACAAGGACGUCGUCAUUGACCUGGUGUGUUACAGGCGCUUUGGCCAUAAUGAAAUGGACGAGCCCAUGUUCACCCAGCCGCUGAUGUACAAGCAGAUCCAGCGGCAGGAGCACGUGCUGAAGAAGUACUCCGACAAGCUCAUAAGCGAGGGAGUGGUGACGCUACAGGAAUUUGAGGAAGAAGUGGCCAAAUACGACAAGAUAUGCGAGGACGCCUACAGCAGCGCAAAAGACGAGAAGAUCUCGCAUAUCCGACACUGGCUGGACUCACCCUGGACAAACUUCUUCACAGCAGAAGGAGAACCUAAGAGCAUGACUUGCCCCCCCACUGGACUGGACGAGGAGGUCCUGCAGCAUAUUGGGAAGACCGCCAGCUCCGUGCCUGUGAAGGAUUUUGACAUUCAUCCCGGUUUGUCUCGUAUCCUGCGCAGUCGAGCAGACUUGGUGCGGAACGGUCAGCUGGACUGGGCCUUGGGAGAGUACAUGGCCUUUGGGUCGCUUCUCAAAGAUGGCAUCCACGUGCGACUCAGCGGGCAGGACGUAGAAAGGGGAACGUUCAGUCACCGUCAUCAUGUUCUCCAUGACCAAAAACUGGACAAACGCACCUACGUCCCCAUGAACCACCUGUGGACCGACCAGGCGCCCUACACCGUCUGCAACAGCUCCUUGUCCGAGUACGGCGUGCUCGGGUUCGAGCUGGGCUUCGCCAUGGCCAGUCCCAACGCCUUGGUCCUGUGGGAGGCGCAGUUUGGAGACUUCCACAAUACUGCCCAGUGCAUCAUCGACCAGUUCAUCAGCUCGGGGCAGGCCAAAUGGGUCCGUCAAAACGGCAUUGUCCUGCUCCUCCCACACGGGAUGGAAGGAAUGGGUCCAGAACAUUCCUCAGCACGACCUGAGCGUUUCCUGCAAAUGAGCAAAGAUGACCCGGACCACUUUCCUGAGUUUGGUGGAGAUUUUGAAGUGCAGCAGCUGUACGAUUGCAACUGGAUCGUGGUCAACUGCUCCACGCCUGCUAACUACUGUCAUGUGCUCAGACGGCAGAUUCUGCUGCCGUUCAGGAAGCCGCUGAUUAUAUUCACCCCAAAAUCUCUGCUGAGGCACCCUGAUGCCAGGUCCAGUUUUAAAGACCUUGCCAAAGGGACUAGAUUUAAGAGGCUGAUCCCAGACGAAGGCCCGUCGAGUCACAGUCCAGACCGAGUGAGGAGACUGAUUUUCUGCACUGGUAAAGUUUACUACAAACUGACCAAAGAGAGAAAGCAACAAAACCUGGAGAAGGACGUUGCCAUCAUCAGACUGGAGCAGAUCUCGCCGUUUCCCUUCGACCUGGUCAAAGCGGAGGUGGAGAAACACAAAAGCGCCGAGCUGGUGUGGUGUCAGGAGGAGCACAAGAACACGGGUUACUACAACUACGUCAGGCCUCGCUUACUCACCGUGGUGGCCAACAAGAGGCCCAUCUGGUAUGCCGGGCGGGAACCCGCCGCCGCGCCCGCAACGGGAAACAAAUCGACCCACCUUAACGAGCUGAAAAAGUUCAUGGACACGGCCUUCAACCUGAGCGGCUUCCGGGAGAGGAACGAUUGAAAGCGGACGGGACGGGAGGUUCAGGUGGCCUUUCUCUUAAUUAGGUGCUCGAAAUGGACCUGACAUGCUUCACUGGAGAAAUACAGCCAAUAGAUUCAGUAAGAUUUUUUACGAUUACAAUCUAGGACAUUUUUUUCCCUCUUUGGGGUUUAUAAUCGUUUUGAUUAUAAGUUCCAAGAAAUAACGAGCACAGUAGAUUCGUGGAACUCUGACACAAUCGGUUGCAGGAACUUGUGUUUGGAUUUUCAAAUCAUUCAUUUUCAUCCAUACAAGGACGUUCUGUCAUGGUGUUAGCCUCAUUCUUGUAAUAUUACAUCUGUUGUUUCAUACUGGGUCCAUUUUGAGUUUAUUCUCAUAACAGCCCAGAUCCUUUUCUUGUAA
Molecule: messenger RNA, 3588 nt
Organism: Syngnathus typhle (broad-nosed pipefish)
Lineage: Eukaryota; Metazoa; Chordata; Actinopteri; Syngnathiformes; Syngnathidae
Gene: ogdhl
Product: oxoglutarate dehydrogenase L
Exons: 23
Coding region: 166-3207 (1013 amino acids)
Biological process (GO): tricarboxylic acid cycle
Cellular component (GO): mitochondrion; oxoglutarate dehydrogenase complex
Molecular function (GO): oxoglutarate dehydrogenase (succinyl-transferring) activity; thiamine pyrophosphate binding
Source: RefSeq, a predicted model, not a curated record